Messenger RNA from Ceratitis capitata (Mediterranean fruit fly), 2403 nucleotides. Its product is annotated as protein Cep78 homolog. The transcript is spliced from 7 exons. The record is from RefSeq and is a predicted model, not a curated record. Gene Ontology annotation, cellular component: centrosome. NCBI's taxonomy places the organism in Eukaryota, Metazoa, Arthropoda, Insecta, Diptera, Tephritidae. Gene Ontology annotation, molecular function: protein binding. Bases 219 to 2303 code for a protein of 694 amino acids.
AAUCAAUCAAUUCAAAAAUUUCAAAAUUAUUUCGAUUUUUUUAUUCUGCUCUUUUUAUUAAAAAAAAAAAUAACUGUCACCUUUUUUACCUCCCAUUCGUCCGUCACACGAAUUUCACUUGAAAGCAAAAAAUCAUAUUGAAAAAAUCGUAAUCCGGGUUUCUAAAGAGCAAGAGCAGCAGCAGCAGUAACAUCAUCAGCAACAUUCAAACUAAAAUAAUGCAGAAAAACUUGGAAUUACGUGACGUAUGCAGUUUGACAUCGACGAAGAAAUUCAAUCGCUGUCGUUCCUUUCACUUUCGGUAUCUGGAGCUCUGUCGGGCGAAGAAUCUGACUCCUUUGCCAGAUAUUCGCACAAAAAAUAAUGCAACAUCGAUGUUAGACUUUUUUGGUGACAAAUUAAGUGUUACUGAUUGGUUACUAAUCAUAGAAGCUCUUUACUACGACCAGGUGCUGCAAACGCUAAGUAUCCGCUUACGUAAAACCUUAGGCACAGUGUUGGAGCAUUUGGAUACGGAGAAAAAGGCAAGGCUCUUUAAACAGAAGCCGGUUAUCUGUACAAAGUUCGUUUUUUCUGGUAUCGUGGAGGCGGUCUCAAAUUGUAUCGAAUUCAAUAAGAAUUUAAGAAUUCUAAAUCUGGAAGGUUUGCCACUUAAUGACAAAUAUGUAGAAUCUAUAGCAAAGGCAUUAUCUUCGAAUGAAAGCCUUAAGGAAAUAAGUUUUCAACGUACGAAUAUUUACGAUAAAGGAUGCGAGGCUAUAUGUAAUACAAUUAAAUAUCUGGAAAAUGUUGAAAAGUUAAAUUUAUCUGAGUGUGAGCUAUCGACGAAAGGCGCUGAACAUGUAGCCGAUAUGAUAAAGAUACAAAAGAUCAGUCGCUACACAGAAGGCUGGCAAAAAUCCUUACGCUAUCGUGACGUAGAUCCCGAUACUAUACCCGGUCUGCGUUCGAUUGCAUUGGCGCGCAAUCCCCAAAUCGGCGAUGAUGGUGUUAAAGCAAUUGUUGAGAUAUUAAAAGAGGAUGUAUGGGUAAAAGUUAUUGAUAUGGAGAAUUGUGGUCUCACCGAUCGUGCCGCAAAUCUGAUUUUGGAUUGUCUCGAGGUCAACAAUUAUAUUAUCGAUUUUAAUGUACGUGGAAAUGCAGGCAUAAGUAAAUUUCUACAACGUAGCAUACGCGAGCAACUCGGUAAAGAGGAUGAGGAUCAAAAAAUGUUAGAAGGUCAAAUGCAACAGAGCUUGGGUGGUAAUGGACCGAAUUCUCAGUCGAAAAAGAAUCGUAUUACAUUGACACAGCUCAAGGAGCAAUUGAAAACGUUGGAAGAGCAAUUGGCCUUCGAGCGUGUACUACGUAAAAAAGCUGAACAAUUGAAUGAGAAACUCAAUCAGCAGAUAAUUGCUUAUGAGAAUCAAAUGGAGAAUGAAGCUAACUCUCGUAUACCGGAAGGGUAUGUUGUUGUCAAAAACGAAUCGUUGCAGUCCAUCAUUAAAGAACGCAAUGACUUCCAGAAACUGGCAAGUAGUGUGUGUCGCAGCAAUUCGCCACGCAAUAACAAUAGUCGAUCCAAGCAAACGAAUGCAUUGAAAAUGCAAAGUUCGCAUUUGUCGUUACGUGAAUCUCACAAUGUGAGCAAUUCGCAACGCAGCGUCGAAGAGACUUCGGGCCGUAGUAACACUGCUAUUGAGAGCGCGAAGAGUGCGUCGUUGCAUCAAGUUAUGCCAUCGCCAACAUCGACCGGGAAAGACAUGCAUCGGAAAUUACUUAAAGUGCGUAAAGUUAAAAGUGAGAUGAAAUAUGUGGAACCCACACCGAAGGAUCCCACGAAAAAGAAGGAGUCCAAAUCUGAUCAUGAGUUUGCCAAUGAGACUGACUUCAAACUUACCGCUGUGCAUUUCGAAACAAAUAUUGGCGAUUCGGCAGCCAAUAAUAUGCCUCCGAUGAUGUUGUCUAUGCCUCCAGGCGUUUCUUCGCCAUUGCUUUCACAAUUGACGGCACGUAUUGAUAAAAAAUCAAUGAAUACUGGCGGUGGUUGCGCUUUAUCCAGCGGUAGCGCUACCAGUAGCCCCAAUAAUUUUUGUAAUAAAAUUGAAAUGGACGAUUUGUCCAUAUCUACGUCACGUAGUCAAACUAGCGAUGGCUGUUCCAGUGAUUCGGAUACGUUGCGCAAUAGUGUUGCAGAUUAUCAACCAAUGAAGGUGUUCAUAAGACGCAACAAAUCGUUGACGUCUCAACAUCAACAACAACAACAAAGUGAUGGAGGCGUAAAGUCACCCCGUACGCUAUUUAUGGGACUGUGCGAUGAUUGAAAAAUGCGUUGACAAGUGUGCGUGUAUGGAAGAGGACGAAAACGCAAGAAAGCUCAGAAAAUUAUGUGGAAAUUUAUUUUAUUUUAUUUCAAAUGUUGAA